This is a messenger RNA of Plasmodium gonderi, 789 nucleotides long. Its product is annotated as 14-3-3 protein. Lineage: Eukaryota; Apicomplexa; Aconoidasida; Haemosporida; Plasmodiidae. The transcript is spliced from 4 exons. Bases 1 to 789 code for a protein of 262 amino acids. The record is from RefSeq and is a predicted model, not a curated record. Gene Ontology annotation, biological process: signal transduction. Gene Ontology annotation, cellular component: cytoplasm.
AUGGCAACAUCCGAUGACUUAAAGCAGUUGAGGUCUGAUUGUACCUAUCGCUCUAAGUUAGCUGAACAAGCUGAAAGAUAUGAUGAAAUGGCCGAUGCGAUGAGAACCCUAGUUGAACAAUGCGUAAAUAAUGACAAGGAUGAAUUAACUGUCGAGGAGAGAAAUUUAUUGUCCGUUGCAUACAAAAACGCUGUUGGAGCGAGAAGAGCCUCGUGGAGAAUAAUUUCAAGUGUUGAACAGAAAGAAAUGAGCAAAGCAAAUGUUCAUAACAAAAAUAUUGCUGCAACAUAUAGAAAAAAAGUAGAAGAAGAAUUAAACAAUAUAUGCCAAGAUAUUUUAAAUCUUUUGACGAAGAAAUUAAUACCAAACACAUCAGAAAGCGAAAGUAAAGUAUUUUAUUACAAGAUGAAAGGAGAUUAUUAUCGUUAUAUUAGCGAAUUUUCAUGUGACGAAGGAAAAAAAGAAGCAUCUAAUUUUGCACAAGAAGCUUAUCAGAAGGCAACUGAUAUUGCAGAGAAUGAACUACCAUCAACACAUCCAAUACGUUUAGGUCUUGCAUUGAACUAUUCUGUUUUCUUUUAUGAAAUAUUAAACCAACCACAUCAAGCUUGUGAAAUGGCUAAGCGUGCUUUCGACGAUGCCAUCACUGAAUUUGACAAUGUAAGUGAAGAUUCUUAUAAGGAUUCCACGUUGAUCAUGCAAUUAUUACGAGACAACUUAACCUUAUGGACAUCAGACUUACAAGGAGAUCAGACCGAAGAAAAAUCCAAGGAUGAAGGUCUAGAAUAA